AUGACCUUACCCAAACCCAGCUCAGCCUUCACCAUCCCCAGUGUUCACGAUGAUCUCGAACUCGACUGUCGUGUAUAUUAUCCACGGUUCAGUAACAGUAAGCUCUUUGGACGAGCUUUUGCGAUUUUGGCACAUCCAUACGCGACUCUUGGUGGCUGCUAUGACGAUCCGGUCGUAGGGUCUGUAGGCAGCACCCUUUUGCAGAAUGGCAUUACAGUUGGCACGUUCAAUUUCAGAGGGGCUGGAGACUCGGCUGGCCGGACUAGUUGGACAGGACGACCCGAGCUCACCGAUUAUGUGUCAUUCUAUGGCUUCAUGCUGUGCUGCAUAAGCACCUUAGAGCGUGACGCAGAAAUCUCUUCAUUGGAGAAGCCGACAGGUCGUCCGCCGUUGCUUAUUCUCGGCGGGUACUCGUACGGAUCUCUUAUCGCAUCUUGCCUACCCCCAACCGAAUUUGUGUCUCAGCUGUUUGACGCCGUUGCGGAGGACUCGGCCGAGGCAGAAAUCAAGAGCCGGGCUGAGAAGACGGCUCGAGAUCUGGGAGCAUACUUUGAGAUGCUGCGGGAUGGGUCCAUCGGACGGGGACGCAGCAGUCUGCGCGUUCCCGGUCCUGUCUCGCCAACCAAAAGAGGAAUCGCUAUGGGCGGGUAUGACUCGGAAGCCGCCAGCCGAAGAAUCAGCCGAGAAUCAUCUCGCAGGAGCCUUGACGGCGACAGAGUAAGAAGGAGCCUGGAUCGGGCACGGCAACGGUUGCGAUCCCGCGUAUCCAGCGAUCAGUAUCCAAGCACGCCGACUGCACCACCGUCUCGCCAAGGCGAGCAAGUGGAGGUGGUUCGGCCAGAUGUUGCGUAUCUGCUCAUCUCACCACUUCUGCCACCAAUUUCUGGUUUUACUGUCAUGUUCUCCAAGCCCACCUUCGAGAAGCGAGAUCCCAAAACAGGACGAAUAGCUGUUAAAGAUAAUUCGAAUAGGGACCAGAAGUUCACGGACCACCCGACGUGCUUCAUUUACGGCAGAAGAGACGGCUUUACUUCCAGCUCCAAGCUCGGGAAAUGGGCGAAUGAACUCCACCAGAAAGCCAGUUCGACAUUCUCCUCUUACGAAGUUGACGAAGCUGGUCACUUCUGGGCAGAGAAGGGGGCUACGGGCCGGCUACAGUCCAGUGUCAAAGACUGGUUGGCAAUUAUAGAGCAAAGUCAGGUGCGAGAGCGUGGGAGCGGCGCCAAAGGGUGA
Messenger RNA from Cyphellophora europaea CBS 101466, 1233 nucleotides. RefSeq lists its product as uncharacterized. Bases 1 to 1233 code for a protein of 410 amino acids. The transcript has 2 exons. The record is from RefSeq and is a predicted model, not a curated record. NCBI's taxonomy places the organism in Eukaryota, Fungi, Ascomycota, Eurotiomycetes, Chaetothyriales, Cyphellophoraceae.